AGCCAGAUUCAAAGUGGCCUGCAGACUGCCCUGAACGCAUCUCUCAAAGCUGCUACAGAGCCCAGGAAGAUUCAAGGAUGAACGGCUUCCUCCUCUUCCUCACUAUCAGUCUUCUGGUUGUGGCUCAGAUCCAAACAGGAGUCUUGGGACAAGCCACUACGGCCGCUACUGAUAGGAGAAACACCACCAAAAAAACCUCUGGGAAACCCCCAAAGAAUGGGGCCUCAUCCAUCAUCGAUGCGGGUGCCUGCAGUUUCCUCUUCUUUGCCAAUACCUUAAUGUGCCUCUUCUACCUCAGCUGAGGUGAAGGCGUGGCUUCUGAAGCCCCACGCUCCACACACUGCUGCCACCAUCAGUAGCGAGAGACAUCCCAACCCAGUCCUUGGGAAGGGUUGACAGCAGAUAUCCAAGGAGGCUAAAGUUGACAGCCGAAGGCCGAAUGGGAGCGAGGGUGUGACACCCAGCUAGGGCACAAUAAAGUUAUACUUAUGCUUA
Mus pahari (shrew mouse) is the source of this 495-nucleotide messenger RNA. Its product is annotated as CAMPATH-1 antigen-like. The record is from RefSeq and is a predicted model, not a curated record. Gene Ontology annotation, cellular component: sperm midpiece. The transcript is spliced from 2 exons. The coding region runs from base 78 to 302 and encodes 74 amino acids. Gene Ontology annotation, biological process: positive regulation of cytosolic calcium ion concentration. NCBI's taxonomy places the organism in Eukaryota, Metazoa, Chordata, Mammalia, Rodentia, Muridae.